Schistosoma turkestanicum is the source of this 549-nucleotide messenger RNA. The record is from the annotation of a GenBank genome assembly. Lineage: Eukaryota; Metazoa; Platyhelminthes; Trematoda; Strigeidida; Schistosomatidae.
AUGUCAAAGAACUCACUAUGGGAUAACAUACUAUCAGAUUCUCAAUUAGAAAAAUAUGGUUUAAUUCCUGAUGAAGUUUACAAAAAUACAAUUUUCAAUUCAUCAGAUUCAUUUCAACCGGUACAAUCAUUUAAAUUAUUACCAGAUAAUUCAUAUGAAGAGGUUGAUGAUGAUCAACAAACAACUAUCGGUGGUGAUGAUGAUGAUGAUGUUUCAAUGAAACCAACUACAGAUUAUGCAAAAAUAUGUAAAAAAAAAAAAGAAUCAAAUUUACCACUAUUUGAUUUAAACACACAUAAAAAACGUUUUGGUUUCAAUGGAUUGGAUUUUUUAACAUUUUAUUUAUAUAAAAAUAAUAUUUACCGUCAGCAAGAUGAUGAUGAUGAUCGUAAAACUGUACAAAAUUUAUCUGAUAUACCAUGGAUUCAGGAAGAAUGGAAAAAGCAUCCACGUAAACCGUUGCCAUUGAGUUUACAAUGGACAGAUGAAGAUGCAGCAAUUAAGCUGCAAUCAUAUUGGAGAGGUUAUCUGGUGAGUGGUUUUUUUUAA